UGUUAUACAUGCUAAAACAACAGAGAAAGCAAAUUACCAAACCAUGUUCAUUAUUAUCUUAAAUAAAUGUAAAGAGUUUUACAUAUUCCGUAAAAGUUAAACAACUGCGAUUGAGGUGCAAUGAGGAUUCAUCCAUUGCUAUAAUUAACACACCCCACGAGGUGGCGGUAAUGCGCCAUUAAAGAUAGUUGACAACCACCAUUAAAACGAAAGAAGAAGAAGCAGCGCGUGAAUGUGGCGCGAAAAAAGCCCAGCGCCAACCGCCAGAUUCCAGAAAGCUCUUCACGACUCAGAAAGCAGCUGUGUAAAGCAAUGGUAUACGCACGGGCUGUUUGGGUGGAGAAUGGGAAGCAGAUGGAAGGAGUUUUGCCAUUGAACUGGAUUGACACAGAGACCAAAGUGGUGCGAUGGCCUCUAAAAAACGUGUCUGUGGCACAUAAGCACCUUUUACAACCAGAAGAGGACUGGUUAAGCUUUGAAUUUGUAAAAGUCAAAGUGACAUCAGUAAGCCGACAGGAGUGUGAAAAAUAUAAUUACACCUCAGCUCAAACCGAAGAGGAGGACACAGUCAGUCAAAAGAGAAUGAAGAAAAGAAGGAAAUUUGAAGAUUAUGUUCAAGGGUCAGAUUUGUCUCCUGAGGAGGAUGAGUCAUUGCCAGACAAGAAAAAGGAGGAUACAGUGUUGCUUCCGGUUCCUCCGCCAAAAAUUAAGGGACAAAAUGCAAUGCUGCUCGAGUUACCUGCACCCCCAGAACUGGCUAACACCACCAUUAGACAACCAGAGAGUCCUGCAUCUUCAGACAUUUCUGGAUGUUCUUGUCCAACGCAUCACCGUUCGCCCACAAGGUCUGAAUCAUUAGAAGCAUUUAGUCCAGAGUCAGACAGGUCUAGGCGUUCUCGCACACCUCAGCGUGGAGUUCAAAAGCAAUCACAGUUCGGGAGCAGAAAAGGUCGGGCAUCCUCAUCCAGGUCUAGGCGUUCUCGCACACCUCAGCGUGGAGUUCAAAAGCAAUCACAGUUCGGGAGCAGAAAAGGUCGGGCAUCCUCAUCCAGAUCUAUAGGGUCUCGCACACCUCAGCGUGGAGUUCGAAAGCAAUCACAGUCCGGGAGCAGAAAGAGUCGGGAGUCCUCAUCCAGAUCUAGGCGUUCUCGCACACCUCAGCGUGGAGUUCGAGAGCAAUCACAGUCCGGGAGCAGAAAAGGUCGGGCAUCCUCAUCCAGAUCUAGGCGUUCUCGCACACCUCAGCAUGGAGUUCAGAUGCCAUCAGAGUCCGAGAGAGGCUUAUUCCCCAUGUCUCAAGCUAAAUACCAGAAGUCAGUGCUUGGAAAGCUUGUAGAAAUUCUUGAUGAGAUAAAAAGAGUCGGAAGGCACUAUGAGCCACUGAAUUCUGCUGUCCAUGUUGCUAGGCUAGAAACCUUUGAAGAUUUUGCAGAAGAAGAGGCACGUCUCAAGGAACGCAACCUCUGGGAACAAAGGGUGUCCCAGCUCUCAAAGGUGGGAGGGAGGAAUAACAAAGACUGCGUCCAUAAAGUAAUGGACAGGCUUUUCACCAACAGCCUAAUGGCUGCUUUCAACAUGAAGGGGCGGGGUCGCAGUGAGAAAAAAGCCUUCCAGGAUACCGUUCAUUACUCUGUGGUAAAAGCCGCAGUAAUGAAGUGGAGUAAAACCGCCACAGAAGUGGAAAUCAGGGCUGCCAUGGCUGAGACACUUAAACAUGCUCCAGGGAGAGCUGGAGGUGGAGGUCGCAAAGUUUGAACUUUUAGUGUACAUUUUCUUUCUUAGAGUUGUUUUGUUGACUCUUGGAAAGUGAACUGUGUUGGUUACUGGACCCCGACCUAUGUUUACUGGACUGACUCUUAUGUGAAAUAUCUGUGUUGGUUACUGGACCGACCUAUGUUAAUUGCACUACUCUAAUGUGAAAUCUGUGUUGGUUACCGACUGUUUGCACUAUUUAAAAUGUGCUGUUUUAAUUAAUAAAGUGAUUAUAUGCUAACCCUUUAAAGCUUUGUUUCAUUCAU
This is a messenger RNA of Carassius gibelio (silver crucian carp), 2018 nucleotides long. Its product is annotated as serine/threonine-protein kinase PRP4 homolog. The transcript has 16 exons. NCBI's taxonomy places the organism in Eukaryota, Metazoa, Chordata, Actinopteri, Cypriniformes, Cyprinidae. Bases 313 to 1755 code for a protein of 480 amino acids. The record is from RefSeq and is a predicted model, not a curated record.